This is a messenger RNA of Zootermopsis nevadensis, 1945 nucleotides long. RefSeq names its product glutamine amidotransferase-like class 1 domain-containing protein 1. The record is from RefSeq and is a predicted model, not a curated record. NCBI's taxonomy places the organism in Eukaryota, Metazoa, Arthropoda, Insecta, Blattodea, Termopsidae. Gene Ontology annotation, cellular component: cytoplasm. Gene Ontology annotation, molecular function: glyoxalase III activity.
UAUGCAAGGAACAAGUCAGCUCUGUGGCAGAAUCGAGGAGAAACGAUCGCUCAUGAUCUAAGAGGCGGAAGAUUCACUGUCUGCAUGACGCUGUGCCUACCGAAGGUCAAGCCCGUCAGUUGCCCUUAGCGAAGACAUGCACAGUCGUGAACACUGGUUCUUUGUUUAAUCGGAAUUAUUUGGAUGUUUCUAUAAGUAAAAUUUAUAUUUCCGGCCGUGGAAGAUAGGCACUGUUCGCAUUGACAACCACAGUAGGGACUAAUUAGGAAUCUUACCAAUGAGUGACUUUCUUUCGGUCAAUGACGGGAACAGUGGUUCAUUUUUCGACUGCUUAAAUGUCGUGAACGAUUCAUUACUUUCUAUAUACUUUUCUCUUUGCUAAAAAUUAGUGUCAUGGCUGUUAAUUCGACUAGUGGACGUCGUAGCUGCCUUGUCGUCUUGCCAAGCUGCAAAGAAGGUGUGUCUGCACAGUCUUUUAUCCAGUGUUUUACUCUGACUCACUCAGCAUUCACCGUUCAACUUGCUACACCUGGAGGAAAGACUCCAGAGUUCAUUAAUCAAGAUGAUCAGAGUCGACGAUGGCUGAAUGAUUUUCGCACAAAACCAUUUGCUGUCCCUUUGAGUUUGGAAAUAAUUGAUCCAAAUCGUUAUACGUCUUUAGUAAUUCCUCAUGCUCCUGGUGCUGCGGUGGACCUUGCAAACAACAAGGAUCUGGGCCAUAUCAUUUUACAGUUCAUCAGAGACAAAAAGUUGAUAUGUGCCAUUGGCCUUGGUGUAGCAGGGUUGUUGUCUGCACAAGUUGAAGAGAAUUCAAGUUGGGGAUUGAAAACAUAUUCAUUAACAGGGUCAUCAGUGUUUGAACUUGCUCGACUGCCAGACUUUGCGGGUUUGGCAGUCAUACCUGAAGAUGCAGUACGUGAUCGUGGGGCAAGCUUUGCGACCAGUGAACCUGAUUGUGUUCAUGUUGUGGUUGACAGACAUUUGGUCACAGGCCAGAAUGAAGCAUCUACACUCACAGCUGUUCAGAACCUGGUUUUGUUAUGCAACCAGAGGCAGGAAAAAUCAAGUAGCAAAUAGGAACAAAGUUCUGAUGGAAGAGGAACCACAUGCUAUGGCUAAAACUUCAGAUUGUGCUAUGUGGUACAUGCCUUUGUACAGUUGGAUUUCAAAUAAAGUAGUGAAUCCACAGCAAGACAACAACGUUUGUAUCUUUCUGUUAAGGCAGGAGAAACACUAAUUAAUGCCUUUACUUUAUGAAGCAAAAUGUGACACUGUAUCUGCUAAAUAAUUUGUAAAGAACAAAUAAGUAACAGAAAUAUCAAUUUUAAUGAUGGCAUUUGAACAAAGUACUAGUGACUUGAAAUUUUGAUACUGGUCCAACAUACUAUCCAUUGGACUGUUCAACACAAAAACAUUGUACUAUAAGAGUAGAUAAGAGCAUGGCUUUUCAUGAAUAUUACAAGAAAAAUUAUGACACCUGUUUUUAUGAGAAUGUGCUGUCUUUGGAUGUUGUGCCAUUUAGUCUGGUAGAUAAUGAUCACUGUUUCACAGGAGCUGACUGUCUUAAUUAUCAGAUUUUAAGUCUCAUCACAAAACUUCUAUUUUUCCAGACAUCAGGGCAAUGUUAGCUUUAGAAUGAAUGGUCAUAUACUACUGUAGAUGCUUCCAUUUGCUCACAAUUUCAAUGAUUUUACAUAAUCCUAUAUACAGACUAACUGUGCCAGCUUCUAUUGCUAGUCAAUUUCCAAGGAAAGCCAUAUCCUGUUGCUUUGCAGCUCUGAACCUAUUCUGCCUGAAAUAGUAAUCAGAAGAGAAAACCGAAAAAUUGAAUGGGGCUUUCUCAGAAGACAAAUCAAGAAAGAUUUAUCUAAAGGUUUUUGAUGAAGUCGAGUCAUUAGACAGAUGUAUACUGCCUACUGAUUAAAGAUUUUAAAAACACACGUCA